Messenger RNA from Bactrocera neohumeralis, 1518 nucleotides. RefSeq lists its product as uncharacterized. The transcript has 2 exons. Bases 1 to 1518 code for a protein of 505 amino acids. The record is from RefSeq and is a predicted model, not a curated record. Gene Ontology annotation, molecular function: nuclear import signal receptor activity. Gene Ontology annotation, biological process: protein import into nucleus. Gene Ontology annotation, cellular component: cytoplasm; nucleus. NCBI's taxonomy places the organism in Eukaryota, Metazoa, Arthropoda, Insecta, Diptera, Tephritidae.
AUGGCGGAGCAGGUGCCCGUGUACACGGCGGCGCAGCUGACCGAGAUGCUCUCUGGGAUCUUGCACUCCACGGACAACAACGAGCGUCGCAGCAUCGAAGGCACCGUGAUGCGUUCCUUGACGGUCUCGGCGAAUCUUGUUCAACUUCAGCAGGAGCUCCGUCGCCUCCUCCUCGCUCAGCUCGGCAACGAACCGGUGCGGGUGGUGCGUUUUGCGAUUGCCCACAUCGUCUCCCGGCUUGCCAAGGCGGACGCCGACCACGCGACCGAGGACGACAAUGCUGCUGUGUGGCCAGAACUUCAGCAGGCGAUUCGUGGGGCCGCGGAAGACCCGCGGGUGGAGAUGCGAGAGCUAUCGAUGGUGCUUGUGUACAGCGUCGCAGAGGUGUUCUAUGGGAGGAGCGCGUUUAGCGGAUUAGCGGCAGAGGCGGUGGUCUACGGCCUUGCCGACUCGGAGACGUCGGUGCAGUCGGCCGCCGUGAAGGCGGUCAUGAUGCUGCUGCCCUCCCUCGCGACUGAUGCAAAGGUCUAUGUGCCGUUUCUGCAGCAGGUGGUGCCGCAGUGCCUGAGCAUUCUCACGCAACACGCCGCGGCCAAGGACGGCGGCAAGUCAACAGCGCUGUGCGUCACCGUGCUGGACUUGAUGGAGCAGCUCCUUGAUGACCUCUCCGUGAAGAAAAACGGCGGGGUUAUCGCGGCCAUUGUGAACCAGCUGCUGUUGGUGCUCUCCAACCCCGCGACUAACCCCCGCGUGCGGCAAAACUGCGGCACCACGCUUGCCGCGCUCGUCUCCGCGAAGCCUAAGUUUGUGGUCUCCCAGGGGCUGCUGGGCCCCAUGGUCCAGUGCUGCGUGACGCUUAUGUCUGAGGACGCCACCAUCAGUCUCCCGGAUGAGGAAAUGAUGGGCGACGACGACGACGACGUGGGCGGCGGCGAGGACGGCGAGGAUGACGACGAGGACCUGGACAUGCUCCACGUGCACCCCGUGUGCAGAAUUGGUGUGCAUGUGCUGAUCAGCCUCGCCAGUGCCGUUGCGAACGCGACUUUUGCCUCGGCGCUGAUGCCUUUUGUGUCCGCCGUGGUGGAGGGAAAACCGUUCCCUGGCGUGCAAGUCGAGGAUCCGCUCGUGCGGAAGUCGGCCAUCCUCGCGAUGGCUUGCCUGGCCGAGGGGAAUCCGAGCUACCUCCGCCGCCGCGUGGGCUUCGUCCUGCGGGUGGUGAAGCUCUACUUCGCCGACAGCCACCCCGUAGUGCGAGAGUCGGCCGCCUUUGCGCUCUCGUCCUUCUGCCUCCACCUCCAGCCGGAGAUCUUGACGCACCACGCGGAGAUUCUACCCAUGCUCGUGUCACUGCUGAGCGACCCGAGCGACCUCGUGCGGUGCCGCGCGGCCGACGCGCUCGACACGCUCUGCGAGAACCUCGCCGAGGACCUCGAGCCCUACCUGUCCACCGUGCUGCCUGCCGUCCUUCAGGCGAUUGGCGGCAGCUCCCUUUUCACUCAAAGGGACUGUGCGGCGUGA